GAUGCCAGCGGGCCCCGGGCACGCCUUCGAAGCCCUGAGCUCGAGUGAACCACAACCUACGGAGAUCCACCUUGUAGCUGGCUCCAAGCGGUUGCCCCUAGCUUGGCCAUAGGAAUCAGGUGCCACUCUUGGCACGUUGCGGGUGGGAGUUUGAGGACUCGGCAGACAUUGCCCUGCUUUCAGGCCAGCAGGCUCCUUCGGAAAAUGGCAGACGGCUUCUCACUUAAUGAUGCCUUAGCUGGCUCUGGAAACCCAAACCCUCAAGGAUGGCCUGGUGCAUGGGGGAACCAGCCUGGGGCAGGAGGCUACCCAGGGGCCUCCUAUCCUGGGGCCUACCCAGGACAGGCUCCUCCAGGGGGUUAUCCUGGACAGGCUCCUCCUAGUGCCUAUCCGGGCCCAACUGGCCCUAGUGCUUAUCCUGGCCCAACUGCCCCUGGAGCUUAUCCUGGCCCAACUGCCCCCGGAGCCUUCCCAGGGCAACCUGGGGGACCUGGAGCCUACCCCAGUGCUCCUGGGGCCUACCCCAGUGCUCCUGGGGCCUAUCCUGCUACUGGCCCCUUUGGUGCCCCGACUGGACCACUGACAGUGCCCUACGAUAUGCCCUUGCCUGGAGGAGUCAUGCCUCGCAUGCUGAUCACAAUCAUAGGCACAGUGAAGCCCAACGCAAACAGUAUCACUCUGAAUUUCAAGAAAGGGAACGACAUCGCCUUCCACUUUAACCCCCGCUUCAAUGAGAACAACAGAAGAGUCAUCGUGUGCAACACGAAGCAGGACAAUAACUGGGGAAGGGAAGAAAGACAGUCAGCUUUCCCCUUUGAGAGCGGCAAACCAUUCAAAAUACAGGUCCUGGUUGAAGCCGACCACUUCAAGGUUGCGGUCAAUGAUGUUCAUCUGUUGCAGUAUAACCAUCGGAUGAAGAACCUCAGGGAAAUCAGCCAACUGGGGAUCAUUGGUGACAUAACCCUCACCAGCGCUUCCCACGCCAUGAUCUAAGCCAGAAGGGGUGGGCCGGCACCAGAACUGCCCUGUGUGUUAUGAGCGGGAAACUUUGCAUUUCUCUCUCCUUAUACUUCUUGUAAGACAUCCAUUUAAUAAAGUCUCGUGCUGAGAGAUA
Messenger RNA from Rattus norvegicus (Norway rat), 1114 nucleotides. It is a transcript of the gene Lgals3, whose product is annotated as galectin 3. The record is from RefSeq and is a predicted model, not a curated record. Gene Ontology annotation, molecular function: carbohydrate binding. Gene Ontology annotation, cellular component: nucleus; cytoplasm; extracellular region. NCBI's taxonomy places the organism in Eukaryota, Metazoa, Chordata, Mammalia, Rodentia, Muridae.